AUGUCUCAGUUGGACUCAGGCAUCGGCCGUGGGUGUUCCUACUCAACUGCUUAUCUGCUGCUGGAGAAAGCUGCUGCAGGUGCUGGAGAUGUGGCCCUGAUUUUUGGCGCUAGAGGAGCGGUCGGAAAGGCUGCAGUAGAACUUACGAAUGCCAAAGGGCUCAGGAUCAUUACUACAUCGAGGAUAGAUGGUGCUCAUGUAAAUAUUACAUCGGAUGAGAAUUUGAAGAGCGUGUUGGAUUCGAACAAUGGGAGAGAACCUAGUAUUAUUCUUGACUGUGCAGGAUCAUCAGUAUUGAUGGAGAAGGGUUUUGCUAUAUUGGAAAAGUCUGGACGAUAUGUUUUCGUAUCUGGCAUGAGAGGAGGUGGACCAGAAGUAAAAAUCGACGUCAUGAAGAUGCUUGUAAUGGAUCAAAGCUUGCAUGGAGUCAAUAGUUGGAGCGUUACCUUAGCUAGGACAAAGGAUAUCAUGGAUAAUUUAGGGGAAAUGUUCGAAGAUGGAGAGAUCAAAGGUCCCGAAGAAGAGUCUCUAACCAAAAUCAAACUUACAGAUGCGAUUAACGCAUACCAGGAGGUUGCAAAAUUCGAUGGAAAGAAAUUCUCUAGUGUUGGCGUAUAUAGUAAAUCUGGGAUGCAAUUAUUUCCAGAAUUUUGA
This is a messenger RNA of Botrytis fragariae, 654 nucleotides long. RefSeq names its product putative alcohol dehydrogenase protein. The record is from RefSeq and is a predicted model, not a curated record. NCBI's taxonomy places the organism in Eukaryota, Fungi, Ascomycota, Leotiomycetes, Helotiales, Sclerotiniaceae. The transcript is spliced from 2 exons. Bases 1 to 654 code for a protein of 217 amino acids.